Heteronotia binoei (common prickly gecko) is the source of this 1038-nucleotide messenger RNA. RefSeq names its product protein brambleberry-like. Bases 76 to 1038 code for a protein of 320 amino acids. Lineage: Eukaryota; Metazoa; Chordata; Lepidosauria; Squamata; Gekkonidae. The record is from RefSeq and is a predicted model, not a curated record. The transcript has 5 exons.
GAAGUGCUAUCCUGUCAGUCAUCUAUAAAUUAGGGAUUGUGAUAGGCUUCUUGCUUACCCACCUGUUUAGCUAAGAUGAGCACCUUAGCAGGGCUGCUCUUGCUCAUUUCUUCCUGGCCUAGGUUUUGGUCUCUCGUUGCUCCAGACCCCGGGGUGCUCUCCGAAGGGAAGACCCACUUACUACAGGCCCGUGAGCUGGCUCGGCACCCCCGCUACGGUCUGUGCUGGACGGGGGUCUUGGAGCAGCUAGAGGCGGGGUGCAAGGAGCUCGAUGAGGAGGAGCAGAGCCGGAUUGCGCUGGCAUUUGCGCAUUGCCACCUUGAAAGGUCCGGUAAGCGUUUCCCACCGUGUCCCCCUGCCAGCUCGAUCCGGGACUGCACGCAGGACAUGGACUCUGUGGCCUUCGGCGUCUACACGGAGUUCUUCACCCAUGCCCAGAGCAUCUGCUACUUCCUGCAGAAUGAGGUCUGGCAGCAGCGAGCCCAAGACACCGUCCUCAGGCUGACAUCUGCUUCCGAGGACGUGGCCCACCAGCUGGAGUCCACCCACCUGCUUGCCGAGGAGACGGCCCGUGCCCAGCAGGACACCUUGCGCUCCCAGGAACAGAUCCUGCGAGCGGGAGAGCUGCUGCGGCAGACACUUCAGGACUCUUCCCAAGGUGUCCGUCAAGCCUUCCAAGACUUGCAAGAAUCAUCUGUUGAACAGCGGGUGGUGUUUGCUGAAAUCUUCAACCACGUGGCGUUCCUGCACCGCUUUGUGGUGGGGAAGUCCAACGCUGUCUACUCCGUCCUCUUCCAUCUCAUGAGCGUGGCAGUCGUCCUUGCUUUGACCUCCAGCCAACGAACCUCAGGAGCACGAUUCAUCUUGCUGGCUUUGGUAGGAGCCAGCGUUUACCUGGAAAGCGUCAUCUGCAGCCUUCUCGUGGAUAACUCGGAGGGAGGCCAGGAUCUGACGGUAGGACCUCAGUUUGCAAGAACAAGGAGGCAUGAGGUUGAGGUUCAACUCUGGGAAUAUGCUGUGCUUGGAGCAAAGCUCUAG